This is a messenger RNA of Anopheles stephensi (Asian malaria mosquito), 2239 nucleotides long. It is a transcript of the gene Cdk4, whose product is annotated as cyclin-dependent kinase 6. Gene Ontology annotation, cellular component: nucleus; cyclin-dependent protein kinase holoenzyme complex; cytoplasm. Gene Ontology annotation, biological process: protein phosphorylation; regulation of G2/M transition of mitotic cell cycle; regulation of gene expression. The coding region runs from base 524 to 1432 and encodes 302 amino acids. Gene Ontology annotation, molecular function: cyclin binding; cyclin-dependent protein serine/threonine kinase activity; ATP binding. Lineage: Eukaryota; Metazoa; Arthropoda; Insecta; Diptera; Culicidae. The record is from RefSeq and is a predicted model, not a curated record. The transcript has 5 exons.
UUCCCCUUCCUUCCCCUGAAUUCGGUACAAUACAACUACACACACACUAGCACGCGCCUGCAACACGUCAAAAAGCAUUUUUCUCCUGUUUCCGCGAGAUUUAGCUUUUUUGUUUGGAUUUUUUUGUAUCUUCAGCCGCUUGAUUGGAGUUUGAUUUUGACCAUCGCCGACCGGGAAGAUCUAACGGUCAAAAGUGUGGUAAGCGCAAUCCGUACCCGUGCAUUCCAGCGCGCGCGCCAUCCGGCAGGCCCGCUUUGCACGGUGCCGGAACGUACGUCCCAAACAAAGGACUCGUUCCUCGGGCAGCAGAGACUAGCGGCGCGGGGUCUGGCUGCGCUGGGAGAGAGGGUGAUCGCGUAGGGGAAGUAGGACGCGCACGUCCAACACCUGCCGGCAGGAUAUAACGGUCACGGCUGUAACCGAGGUACCAUCGACUGAUGACGCAGUGACGCCACUGGUCGGGUUUUUGUUGUAAACAUAUGCAAACAAGGAUUCAGGCCCGCACCACCGGGAACAUUAUCCGAUGGAAUCAAGCAACUACGAAGAGCUCGGAGUGAUUGGCACAGGGGCCUACGGUACCGUAUACCGAGCACGGGAUCUGAAAAAUUCCGGCACGAUCGUCGCACUGAAGAAGGUCCGUGUAGCGCUCACGGAGGAUGGCGUCCCGAUGUCAACGUUGCGGGAAAUUUUUAUGCUCAAACAGCUCGAUACGUUCGGGCACCCGAAUGUGGUAAAACUCCUGGAUGUGUGUCAAGGGCAGCGGCUAGAGCGCGAAGGGCAGCUGGUACUGUUCCUAGUAUUUGAACAUCUCGAUCACGACCUGUACGAGUACAUCAAGCGCCUGCCUCCGAAGGGCAUGUCACCCGGCACUAUUCAGCGGCUGUCGCGCGAAAUGCUCACCGGUAUCGAUUUCCUGCACUCACACCGCAUCAUCCACCGCGACUUGAAGCCCCAGAAUCUCCUCAUCUCGAGCGAUGGCCACCUGAAGCUGGCCGACUUUGGGCUCGCGAAAACGUACGACUUUGAGAUGAAGCUAACGACGGUGGUGGUUACGUUGUGGUACCGUGCGCCGGAGGUACUGCUCGGCGAAGCGUACGACAGCUCGGUGGAUAUCUGGAGCGCGGGUUGCAUCAUUGCGGAAAUGUUCCAGCGGAAGGCACUAUUUCCCGGAACGGCGGAAGGCAAUCAGCUAGAGAAAAUAUUUGAAUUAACCGGUCGCCCAUCGGAAGCACAGUGGCCGAGAGGGAUCUCGAUCGUGCGGGAAAACUUUCGCUCUACCCAGCGGCGAGAACCGCGCGAAUUCUGCCCCAAACUGUGCGAUAAUGCGAACGAUCUCUUGAAAAGCAUGCUUGCGUUUAACCGUCACGAACGGCCAUCCGCGAGACAGUGUCUAAAUCAUGCCUACUUCACACAGGAACCGAUGCCGACGUAAGGUACGGGAAGCAACGGGAAAGGAUUAAAGCAAAAGUAAGCAGUCACAUAAACGCCUUUAACAUGGGUAAGGACGAAGCAGAAAGGCAAAUGCAUGAAAAAUCACACCCGGAAGUAGGGGCGGAUUAAGCAAGCAGAAUGGAAGUGGAAGGCAUGGAAUCUGCUGACUGGGUGCAGAGAGUCAGCAGUGCUAAGCAGAGACAUUAUUCGAGGUUCGAGGCCCCCCUAAAUGAUCGAGACUCUCAGGACGCCACAAACUGCUUGUACGAAGACAGUCCUUUGUCGUAUCUGCUGUCCUUAAGCCUCCAAACCUCCUGUCUACCUACCUACCUACCUACCUACCUAGAACUAGUGCCUAGUAACCGACUGCCAACGAAAAUUUAUACUGCUACUACUACUACCGUACGAUCUUAUGAUAAUAUUUGGUAUUUCCGCAACACCGCCACAGCCAUGUUUUUUUUUUUGUUUUUUGCUCGAUAUUGUUAGGUUGUAAGUAAGGAGCAGGAGACAAGCAUUGAAAGCUACACAAAAAAAAACCCAAAAACCCAAUGACACCAUCCAGCCACCGCACUAGUGGGAUCGUGUUGGUAGCAAACGACUUAAAUUUUCGAUUUCCAAACGGCAAAGCAAAAGAAAACACACGAUGGAUUUCAUGUUAGCGUUACUUGUACUGUUGUUUAAAUUGAACUUUUUCUUUAUUUUUUUUGCCCGGCAUUUUCUUAUUUUGCGCCAUAGAUCGUAAGCGAAGGUAUACAAUGAAGUGAAUUUUAUCAAAUUAGUUUAAUAAAACCGAAAUGCAAUUCUUGAA